AUGACUAACGAAAAGCUUCGUCAUAGAUUAUUAACUCCUAAUUAUAUACUGAGAAGGAUGAUAAACAAAUUUAAAAGUGAUUUGCCUCUUAAAUAUAGAAAAAGUCAAAUCAAGACCAAAGAUUUAGCAAGAUUUAAAAAAGAAAUUAUGAAGCAAGCAAUAGAAAUAAAUAAUGGCCGAACUCAAACAUUUGAAAAUGCAUUAACUGAAGAUAGAGUUAGAUCCGCAAUCCUUGAAAAUAGAAUUGAAGAACUCAGUCAAAGAAUUCUUAUUGAUGUAGAGGAAAGCUCAGAUAUAAUUGAAACUUCGAAACGCCCUAGCAGUUAUUCUUUAACUUUUAAGACAUCAGAAAAUCGUUGAUUUCGCCUCCAAGUUGAAUCCACUGAUUCAGUAGCAGAGUUAAAAACUAAAAUAUUUAAUAGAAAAUGUAUCCCAGAAAUUCAACAAAGAUUAAUAUUUAAUGGAAGAGAGUUAUUUGACAACGAAAUUAUGUCUGAGUUUAAUAUAUAUGAUGGCGCUCUGAUACUCCUUCGUUUGGAAACAUGAAGCUGCAUUACUGAAAACUUUUUAAUUACAGUUAAAAAUUUGAGGGGAGAGUAUUACGAAUUCGAAGUUAGCUCAUCCGAUUCCAUUAAGAGUUUGAAACAAAAAAUUCAAGAUGCUGAGGGAACUCCAGUGCCAUCUCAAAGGCUGAUUUAUGCAGGUAGGCAAACAGAAGAUGAAUGGAGCUUAAGGGACUAUAAUAUUCGCGAUGGGAGUACAAUCCAUCUAGUUUUAAUUCUAAGGGGGUGUUAA
Messenger RNA from Blepharisma stoltei, 795 nucleotides. The record is from the annotation of a GenBank genome assembly. Lineage: Eukaryota; Ciliophora; Heterotrichea; Heterotrichida; Blepharismidae.